CAUGGUUCAAAACGGGUUCGGGUCAAAACGGGUCAAUUAAAAAAAGUGUUGUUUUGGUUCGGGUCGAAACGGGUUCGGGUCGGAACGGGUUCUGGUCGGAACGGGUUUCGGGUCGGGUCGGGUCGGUUAAAAAAAUGUUUUUUUAAAGUGAUUGUACAUCAAGGGGCAGUGUGUAUGUAUCAAAUGUAUUAACAUAGCGUUGACACGGUCACAUGGGAGUUCGUCCAAGCGUUGGAACCACACGCCCUCGAGCAUAUUUCAUGGCCCCUAGAUAUAGCCGAAACGAAAUCAAUGUUUGAGAAGCUCAGUGGAAUGCCAAACUGUUGUGGGGUCAUUGAGACCACACAUCUAAAGAUGCACCUACACAAGUCUGAAGGUGAAACCGGUGUGUGGCUCGACAAGAGUAAUAACAACAGUAUGAAACUACAGGUGAUCGUUGACCCGACAAUGCGGUUUGUUGAUGUGGUUUCUGGGUUCCCGGGACGUAUGACUAAAAACGGUGUCCUUCACCAAUCGGAAAUGUUACGUUUGGCACAGAAAGGAGAGAAGCUAAACGGGAAUAGAGGAGAACUUUCUAAACGAACAACGAUUCCUGAAUAUGUAGUUGGAGAAUCGGGUUUUCGGCUACUUCCAUGGCUGACGACUCCAUACCAUGAUGCAGGACUGAAUGAAGAUCAAACUGAAUUUAACAAGAGGCAUUUAACAUAUCCAAACACCACCCUAAAAUGCAUCAAGAGAGACGAUACUGGAUCGUCUCUUGCGGAUUCAGAUGCAAAACAUUAGGAAAUACACAUAACUUUAGCAAUGAAAGUGAAAACAUUAAUAUAGAUCUAGUUUUGGUUCUCGGUUCUUUUCAUGGUGAAACCCGACUUUGACCUAUGGACCGGAACCGACCCUAUAUUUAGGGUAGUGAAUUGGUUCUGUAUUUUAUGUUUGAUCGGUUCUCGGGUCGGGUUGGGUAAUGGUCGGGUAGGGUCGGGUUUUACCUUUUGCUCACCCCUACUUCGUUGUUUGAUAUUGUUAUGUUUUAUAAGUUCGCAUAUUUAUUUUAAUAUGUUCAAAAGCAAAAACCAGCCCACCUAAUAGCACUAGGCUGUUCUAAAAAUGUUGAAGUGAAAAGGGGUGUAAAUUAGUUAAUUUGAGAUUUCGUUGACAAUCCGUUCUAACAAGAACCGUUUAACCCGGUUCCAAACCAGUUUUAAAUGGUCCGGUUCCAGUUCUCAUUUAUGGAAAAUUUAUUCAUUCUCUUUAUUGUAUAUAAUAACAACUUUUGUCAACC
Messenger RNA from Helianthus annuus (common sunflower), 1279 nucleotides. Its product is annotated as protein ALP1-like. The transcript has 2 exons. The coding region runs from base 292 to 783 and encodes 163 amino acids. Lineage: Eukaryota; Viridiplantae; Streptophyta; Magnoliopsida; Asterales; Asteraceae. The record is from RefSeq and is a predicted model, not a curated record.